Dreissena polymorpha is the source of this 956-nucleotide messenger RNA. RefSeq lists its product as uncharacterized. Bases 135 to 764 code for a protein of 209 amino acids. The transcript has 5 exons. The record is from RefSeq and is a predicted model, not a curated record. NCBI's taxonomy places the organism in Eukaryota, Metazoa, Mollusca, Bivalvia, Myida, Dreissenidae.
UGUAUGAUGCUGUGUUGUUAUGAUCUUAAGUAAAUGAGUAUUGUCAAUACCGGAAACACUUUGACAAAUUAAGUUGUACAUUAACAAAUGUAUCUUGACUUUCUUCCAGUUCAGGACUGUGUGAUAGUGACAAUAUGUGUUUGUUUGGAAUAUUAGGAGUGCUCAUAGUUUUAAAUAAGUCGACACACGCUGAGAAUUACAGGGUCAGUAAAGACUCAACGGAAUGGCUUCAAGCAACAUGUAACAUGGCUGCGCCACAACUUUCGUACAAUAACGUCUUCUUUGAAGUGAAGGAAACCAGUGGCAAACUACAGACCUCAGAUGUUUGGAUAGGCUAUGUAAUAGCUAAAGUUCCAUUUUACUUCCAUGGUUGCGCCGUCGUUCAGAAUGAGACACCAUACACAGUAACUAGUAUCGGUUAUUGCAAAAGUGUGUGUGUCAAUUCAACACUAUUUGGAGUACAGACAAGUCAUUUCCAAAAUAUAGUUAACCCGGCGGUAUCAAUGAACUGCCGCUGCGUCACUAGAUCUUUGGAUGCAAUCUCAUUUGGAAAAUGUGAUGGCACACGAUGUGAAGAAGGCUGUUAUGCUGUCUUCUCUCAAAUCACAGCAAUUGGCUACAUAAAAGACACGGGAAGUGAUGGAGAUUGCCUUGCUUACUACAACGCGGCAUUCAGUUGGCAAGCCUGUACAAGGUUAUACUCUAUCAAGCCAUUGUGUAGUACCGGUAUAGCUACAGGUAUGCACACAAAGAUGACAAUUUAAAACAAAUAUACAGUUAAGGCUCUUCAAACACAUACCAAUAAUUCAGCUUGUACAUUUAUAUUAAACCGUUAAAACAAUAAACCUUAACUCAAAUAGCAUGCCUGAUAAAGAUUGGUCUGAACUGCUAAAAUCAUUCAUGUUUGGGAAACCAUUAGGAUAUUGUUGCUUGGACAAAACCUUACCAACCCCAAA